Messenger RNA from Xyrauchen texanus (razorback sucker), 2147 nucleotides. Its product is annotated as acetoacetyl-CoA synthetase. The coding region runs from base 120 to 2141 and encodes 673 amino acids. Gene Ontology annotation, cellular component: cytosol. The record is from RefSeq and is a predicted model, not a curated record. Gene Ontology annotation, biological process: positive regulation of insulin secretion; lipid metabolic process. Gene Ontology annotation, molecular function: acetoacetate-CoA ligase activity. The transcript has 18 exons. Lineage: Eukaryota; Metazoa; Chordata; Actinopteri; Cypriniformes; Catostomidae.
CUUGACUGUACGUGUGCGCACAAGUACACGAUCGCCUAACCGUUCCAUCCCACUACUGUAGCGCGUUUCAUUCGUUCCUCAUAGGUUAUUCAGUAUUUACAGGCGCGUGUCAUCCGAUAAUGUCUAAAAACACGGAGGCGGAGAGCGAGGAGAUUAUGGAGUCGAAGGUGCUCUGGUACCCGGACUCGAAACACAACACACUGAUGGACCGAUUCCGGAGUCUGGUGAACCGGGAUUUUGGGCUUGAUCUGGCUAAUUAUAAUGACCUGUAUCAGUGGUCCGUGGACAGUUACCCGGAAUUCUGGGCACAGGUGUGGAAAUUCUGUGGCAUCAUCUAUUCAAACAUGUAUGAAGAGGUGGUUGAUGUGUCUAAAAGGAUAUCAGAUAUACCUGAAUGGUUUAAAGGCAGCAGAUUGAAUUAUGCAGAGAACCUGCUCAAACACAAAGACCAGGACAAAGUGGCUCUCUAUGCGGCAACUGAGGCGAACGAGGAAAUUGUCAAGGUGACGUUCGGAGAGCUGAGGCGUGACGUUGCACUCUUUGCUGCUGCCAUGAGAAAGAUGGGCAUCAAAACAGGAGACAGGGUCGUAGGAUAUCUGCCCAAUGGGAUCCAUGCUGUUGAGGCUAUGCUUGCUGCAGCUAGCAUUGGAGCCAUCUGGAGUUCGACCUCUCCAGAUUUUGGUGUCAAUGGUGUGUUGGACAGGUUUUCUCAGAUCCAGCCCAAGUUGAUAUUCUCAGUAGCUGCUGUCGUGUAUAACGGCAAGCAGCACGACCAUAUGGAGAAACUGCAGAAUGUUGUUAAAGGUCUCCCUGACCUGAAGAAGGUUGUGGUCAUACCAUACGUUCGCUCUCGACAAGAGACAGACCUCGCCAAGAUUCCCAACAGUGUGUUCCUGGAGGACUUUUUGGCUACAGGUAAAGAGGGGGAUCAGGACCCUCAACUGGAGUUUGAACAGCUGCCCUUCUCUCACCCUCUUUUCAUCAUGUACUCCUCUGGGACCACUGGAGCUCCCAAGUGCAUGGUGCACUCUGCUGGGGGCACUCUCAUUCAGCAUCUUAAAGAACACAUUCUCCAUGGCAACAUGAGCUACAAUGAUGUCAUUAUAUAUUACACUACGACGGGCUGGAUGAUGUGGAACUGGCUAGUGUCUUCUCUAGCGACUGGGGCUUCCGUAGUUCUCUACGAUGGCUCUCCACUCGUUCCGAGCGCCAAUGUGCUCUGGGACCUAGUAGAUCGGCUUGGAAUUACAAUUUUUGGGACUGGAGCAAAAUGGUUGGCUGUGUUGGAGGAGAGAAAUCUAAAACCAGCAAACACACACAACCUGCAGACCCUACACACACUCCUGUCCACUGGAUCUCCAUUGAAGCCUCAGAGCUAUGAGUAUGUGUACAGCUGCAUUAAGAGCAAUGUGCUGCUGGGAUCCAUAUCAGGUGGCACAGACAUCAUUUCAUGCUUUAUGGGACAGAACAUGACUGUGCCCAUUUACAGAGGAGAAAUUCAGGCGCGGAAUCUGGGCAUGGCCGUGGAGUCCUGGAGCUGUGAAGGUAAGCCUGUGUGGGGGGAGAGUGGGGAGCUGGUUUGUCUGAAGCCUAUCCCAUGCCAGCCCACUCAUUUCUGGAAUGACGAGAAUAGCAGCAAAUACCACAAAGCCUACUUUUCCACCUUCCCAGGAGUCUGGGCCCAUGGUGAUUACUGUAAGAUAAACCCAAAGACAGGAGGAGUUGUCAUGCUGGGGAGAAGUGAUGGAACCUUGAAUCCUAAUGGUGUUCGAUUUGGGAGCUCAGAAAUAUAUAAUAUUGUGGAAGCCUUUGAGGAAGUAUCCGACAGCCUUUGUGUCCCCCAGUACAACAGUGAUGGAGAAGAGAGGGUGAUUCUGUUUUUGAAGAUGGGACCCAAUAAGACCUUCAGUAAAGAGCUAGUUGGGAAGAUCCGUAGUGCUAUCAGAUUUGCUCUUUCUGCACGACACGUACCUGCCUUGAUACUGGAAACCAAAGACAUCCCGUACACUAUCAGCGGUAAGAAAGUGGAGGUUGCAGUCAAACAGGUGAUUGCAGGUAAGGAGGUAAUUCAGCGAGGGGCAUUCUCAAACGCUGACUCCUUGGACCUCUACAAGAACUUACCUGAGCUCCAGAACUUCUGAUCAACU